ACGUGCAUAAACACGUUUUCCUUCUGACAGAAGAAGAUGAAACUGCGCGGGACCAAGGACCCCUCAGUGGCUGCGGUGGGCAAGUAUGGCACCCUGCAGGAGUUCUCUUUCUUUGACAAGGUGCGGCGUGUCCUCAAGAGUCAGGAGGUCUAUGAGAACUUUCUCCGCUGCAUUGCCCUCUUCAACCAAGAGCUGGUUUCGGGCUCUGAACUUUUGCAGCUGGUCACUCCCUUUUUGGGGAAAUUCCCUGAACUCUUUGCCCAGUUCAAGUCUUUCCUGGGGGUGAAGGAGCUCUCCUUCAUCUCACCUGCAAGUGACCGCUCGGGGGACGGGAUGUACCGGGAGAUUGACUACGCCUCCUGCAAGAGGAUUGGGUCCAGCUACCGGGCGCUCCCCAAGACCUACCAGCAGCCCAAGUGUAGCGGCAGGACCGCCAUCUGCAAGGAGGUCCUAAACGAUACUUGGGUCUCCUUCCCCUCGUGGUCUGAAGACUCAACCUUUGUCAGCUCCAAGAAAACCCCCUACGAGGAGCAGCUCCACCGGUGUGAGGAUGAACGCUUUGAGGUGCUUAUUUCUCCUGUGUCCAUGUACCCAUAA
Messenger RNA from Sceloporus undulatus (fence lizard), 597 nucleotides. Its product is annotated as paired amphipathic helix protein Sin3b-like. Bases 37 to 597 code for a protein of 186 amino acids. The transcript is spliced from 4 exons. Gene Ontology annotation, molecular function: transcription corepressor activity. Gene Ontology annotation, biological process: negative regulation of transcription by RNA polymerase II. Gene Ontology annotation, cellular component: chromatin. NCBI's taxonomy places the organism in Eukaryota, Metazoa, Chordata, Lepidosauria, Squamata, Phrynosomatidae. The record is from RefSeq and is a predicted model, not a curated record.